Vigna angularis (adzuki bean) is the source of this 1522-nucleotide messenger RNA. Its product is annotated as putative glutamine amidotransferase GAT1_2.1. NCBI's taxonomy places the organism in Eukaryota, Viridiplantae, Streptophyta, Magnoliopsida, Fabales, Fabaceae. The record is from RefSeq and is a predicted model, not a curated record. The coding region runs from base 65 to 1351 and encodes 428 amino acids. The transcript has 4 exons. Gene Ontology annotation, molecular function: hydrolase activity, acting on carbon-nitrogen (but not peptide) bonds, in linear amides. Gene Ontology annotation, cellular component: cytosol.
UUUUGAGUCGAGCUUUGUUCUGAAUAGUAUAGCUUAGCGUGUGAUUAGCCCCACAUCGCUCAUUAUGUCUUCGGAUCUCUCUGGCAUACUCCCUCGUGUUCUCAUCGUUUCUAGACGAACGCUUCGCAAGAACAAGUUCGUGGAUUUCGUCGGGGAAUACCAUCUUGAUCUCAUAGUGAGCUAUGGCGCAGUACCUGUGAUCGUGCCUCGCGUUUCCGGUGUCCAAUCCUUGUUAACCAGCUUCGAGCCAAUCCAUGGCGUUCUUCUCUGCGAAGGAGAAGACAUCGAGCCAUGUUGGUACCAGCAAGACGAUCAUGGCUCUGCUCUGUCCCCAGAGGAGUUGGAAGAAAUCAGAAGGCUUCAUUCCAGUGACACUUCCAUUGACAAAGAGAAAGACUCCAUCGAGUUGAGCCUCGCCAAACUCUGUCUCGAGAGGAACAUUCCCUAUCUGGGUAUCUGCCGGGGCUCCCAGGUCCUCAAUGUUGCAUGUGGGGGUACCCUUUACCAGGACAUUGGGAAAGAACUUUCAAAAGGGUGUGCGGAGAGUAAUAGAGUGAUGCACAUAAACUACGAUGAUUAUGAUGGGCAUAGGCAUGCUGUGAAGCUCGUAGAAAGCAGCCCUUUGUGGAACUGGUUUCGUGAGGAAGGAAAAGAAGGAGAAGAAAGGGAGAUUUUGGUUAACAGUUAUCACCAUCAAGGGGUUAAGAGGUUAGCUCAACGUUUCGUUCCUAUGGCCUUUGCUGCUGAUGGUUUGAUUGAAGGGUUUUAUGACCCUCAUGCUUAUAACCCUGAAGAUGGGAAAUUUAUCAUGGGAUUGCAAUUUCACCCUGAGCGUAUGAGAAAGCCUAAUUCUGAUGAAUUUGAUUAUCCUGGCUGCCCCUUUGCUUAUAAGGAAUUUGUGAAGGCUGUGAUUGCUUAUCAGAAAAAACAUAACAGUUUAACAUCUGUGCCAAAGCCUGUGAAACUGAACAAGGAAAUGGAGAACAAGAGGAAAAUUAUAGUGCGUAGCUUUUCACUUGCCAAAAACCUAUACACCACAGGCCGUGGGAAUUGCUCCUCUAAAGAUUCUGAACUUGAAGUUGGAGCAGAAUUUCUGGAGUCAAACACAGUGUUAAGCGUGCAGCAAGAGAAUCGGUUGAAGCAAAUGGGAGCAACAGUGAGGAAUGCAGGUUCAUACGUGGAGAGACUGAAGCUGAACGAAGGAAGAGAGAAAAUGGCGAAAAAUGUAAUGGGAAAUAUGUCAGUGGAGCAACUUUAUGACCUGCUGACUUUCUACCGCAACAUGGGACAGAUUUGCUCUCAGGUUUUGGAAAGAAAGCUGCAUGACGUUAUCAAUGACUUCAGUUCUUGACAUGAACCUUGUUUUCUUGUGCCAUGCAUCAUUGGUUGUUCUUUUUAAUGUCUUUUAGCAUGUGACUCGCAUGAAUCUUGUGUUCUGUGAUGGCUUCUCCCUCUGUACAUAUUUAAACUUUUGCCUUAGUUUCCUCUCCAUGAAAGUGACGUUAAUGAAUUCUUAUUCUCC